AUGUCUAGUAUCCAGAGAUCCUUUUUGGCUCCAAGAAUUCGGUGCAAUCGAUGUGAAAAAACUGCCAAAGUCCAGUCCCAAAAUCAUGUUAAAGUUGAUCAUGUUGAUCGGUUAAGUGCUCUUCCGAAUGACCUUCUCUGCCAUAUCCUUUCCUUUCUUCCAACAAAAAAAGCUGCAGCCACCUCCAUCCUAUCCACUCGAUGGCGUUACCUUUUCACUUCACUUCCCAAUAUUCAUCUGGAAUUUGAUCACUCUUUACGAGACAUUAGAGGUCCCAAUUAUCAACGAUUUGCUCGAUUCGUAGAUUGUUGUCAUCGUUUGAUUCUUCAGCGAAAACCGUAUUGUUUGAGAAAAUUCCAUCUUUCCCUGAAAGAGUUUCUUGAGAUUUUUCGGGUGGCAAUUGACUCUCUGAUAUGUGCAGCAAUUUCCUGUGGAGUCCAACAACUUGAGGUUUUUGUGGGACAUGAUCGUUCCGGUGCAUUGUCUCCUCCGGGAAUUUUGUCCUGUCCAGCAAUUUUCAGUUGCAAAACAAUUGUAGAAAUGAAGCUGAAAAUUCGCUUUACUGUUUUCUAUGUGCCGGAAACAGUUUCUUUGCCGAAUCUUAAGGCUCAUUCAGGGUUGUCCCGUGCUCAUAGAACUGUCUUUCGACUGUUAUACAUUUCCAGGGAUCAAGUUCAGACCCUUUUGAUAAAAAGCCCUUCCCUGCAAAAACUCAGCCUCCAUUGUAUGUCUGAUGAUGAUUGGGACAUUGUUCUGGACAUCCCCAAUGCUGUAAAUUUGGAAUGCGAGGUUGAUGGAGAGAGUAAAACAAGUAUAAAUGCCCCAAAGCUUCAACAUUUGAACUUUGAUGGCAAUGUAGUUGAAGUAAACAUUCUUCCAAACCACAAGUCUCUUGUCGAAGCCAGAAUAUCAGUUUCUUGCCCAUCAGAUCAAGAACAAUUAUUACGCUGUGAGGUUGCCUUUGAGCUUAUGAAUUGGUCACAAAGUGUGUUACUCUUUUAUUCUCAAAAGUUGCUGCCAACUUUUGAAAAGCUGACUUAUCUUGAGGUUGAAGUCCGCAAAUAUUAUGGUAAGCGCAUGCAUAGCUGGAAGAUGUUAUCAUGGUUACUUGAAAGUGCACCUAAUCUUCAAGUGCUGGUCUUUGAUGAAGUGUUUUGGGAUGACAGGAUUGAAUCCUGUGCUGAAAACGAGAAAUUUGAGUUUCUUUCUAAUGUGAAAGCUUUAAAAAAGAUGACUGUUGGUGUUCUUGGAGGCUUUCGAGAUCGCAGGAAAAUAUUGUCAUUGAAGAGAUGCAACGACUGCCAGAUUGUGUUCACUUAA
Molecule: messenger RNA, 1320 nt
Organism: Coffea arabica (coffee)
Lineage: Eukaryota; Viridiplantae; Streptophyta; Magnoliopsida; Gentianales; Rubiaceae
Source: RefSeq, a predicted model, not a curated record